Phytophthora sojae is the source of this 744-nucleotide messenger RNA. RefSeq lists its product as hypothetical. The transcript is spliced from 2 exons. NCBI's taxonomy places the organism in Eukaryota, Oomycota, Peronosporomycetes, Peronosporales, Peronosporaceae. Bases 1 to 744 code for a protein of 247 amino acids. The record is from RefSeq and is a predicted model, not a curated record.
AUGAAGACGGAGGUUGAGGAUUGCUGCGAGUUGUCCCCAUACUCGAACCAAGUGGACCCCAAUUCCUCGACUCUUACUACGACCUCCACGACUGCUGCAGCACACUUCAAUCCCGAGGAGCGGUUGGCUCUCACCAGUGCAUGGAUCGCCGCGGCUUUGACUCAUGAGGCACAAGACUCGCAAGAAUUCUGGACCAAGAUUCAAUCCGACUACGCCGACAACUUGCCAUUGACUGGACGGCUUAAGACGGCUGAGGGGCUUCGGGUGCAGUGGGAGGAGAUGCACCCACACUUGGUCGAGUUCCUAACGCUGUUCAUGGAGAAGUGGAGCAAGUGCCAAAUCAACCUCCGGUACGCGUUGUCGCGUCGGAAAGAGGCUUUCAAGUGUGCGAAGGCUGCGGUCCGUGCCAAGAACAAGAGGUUCGGGGACUGGGAUUCGGCCUGGGAGCUCGUGAACCACGAGAAGUGGCAGAACGUUUUGAGCCCUCGGAUCAUACAGCACGCGGUUUCAGUCGAGAAAGUGAGUGCUCGACAGUCGCGAGCAAAAUCGAGACGUGAGGACGCAGAAGGAGCUGAAGAUCGGCGGGUGAAGCCACGACGGGACGUUGACGGUUCUCAACAACGAGCAAAACCAUCCAUGGCAGACGAAGUCGAACUCAAGAAAGUGGUGGCGCAGGGAAUCCAACUGGAGCUGGACAUCAUGACGAGAAGCGAGGACGGACUUUCAGCCGAAGCGGUUGAGUAG